AUGCCUGUCUAUCAUGUUGUUCUCUUUAAACUGAAGCCGGAUGUAACUGCUGAGCAAGUGGACGAUUUGCGAGAAAUGGUUCUUGGCAUGCAUGGCCAGAUUCCUGGGUUGCUCAAAAUUUCCUUCGGAGAGCCACUGCCGAUUACAGCUUCGCGAGCACAGGGAUUUAAUAUCGGAAUCGUUGCUAUUCUUGAUAAAGCUGAUACCAUUCCGAUAUACGCAGCUCAUGCAGCUCAUCAGCCGGUAAUGAAGAAGAGAGAAGAACUUUGCACUGAUGCGUUGGCUUAUGACAUGGAAUUUGACGUCUAG
This is a messenger RNA of Trichoderma breve, 309 nucleotides long. Its product is annotated as stress responsive a/B barrel domain-containing protein. Bases 1 to 309 code for a protein of 102 amino acids. The record is from RefSeq and is a predicted model, not a curated record. The transcript is spliced from 4 exons. NCBI's taxonomy places the organism in Eukaryota, Fungi, Ascomycota, Sordariomycetes, Hypocreales, Hypocreaceae.